Messenger RNA from Danio rerio (zebrafish), 1315 nucleotides. RefSeq names its product Fas ligand (TNF superfamily, member 6) (gene faslg). Gene Ontology annotation, molecular function: tumor necrosis factor receptor binding; cytokine activity. The record is from RefSeq and is marked provisional. Gene Ontology annotation, cellular component: membrane; plasma membrane; lysosomal lumen. Gene Ontology annotation, biological process: extrinsic apoptotic signaling pathway via death domain receptors; immune response. Lineage: Eukaryota; Metazoa; Chordata; Actinopteri; Cypriniformes; Danionidae.
CUUUCUUGUCACUCACACCUUCACUUACUCAUCUCUGCAAACAUGAGUGCUAACUUCGGCCACUCGUCCCAACCAGUGUUCAUGGUGGAUUCUGCUGGAAAUCACCCAAAACAGCAUCGCUACUACCACCAGCAGGUGCCCAGGCACCCGGAGCCACCGCUGGUCCCCUGUUGGACGUUUCCCCCAGCCCGAGUCGAGAUGAAGAAGAAAGGCUGGGGAGGGAUGAAUGCCGGGUUGGCAUGGGUAGUGACGCUGAUACUCCUGCUGGUUUUCGCAGCUCUGGGACUGGGAGCCUAUCAGAUCCUGAGAUUACAGACUAAACUGGAACAGCUGACACAGGAAUUGCCCACUAUAAUGCAGAGCAGCGCCCCACAGAAACAAGUUGGUCUGAAUCCUGCAGAGCUGAAAAAGAAUAAGUACAAAUCAGCUGCACAUUUGAUAGGUUAUGCUGAACAGAGUAAAUCACCUGGGCUUCUGAAGUGGAUAUCCAAUCACGGUGAUGCUUUCACAGAUGGCGUAAAAUACACUGACGGUGGCCUUCAGGUCAAUGAGACUGGUUUGUACUUCGUUUACUCUCGCGUGGAGUUUCUUUCGCAUACUUGCAAAACCUUUGACAGUCUUGCUCACAAAAUAAGUCUGAAAAGAAACGGGAACAGUCAGAUAAUCAUGGAGGAUAACAUCGAGGGCUUCUGUAUGACCUCGAAGAACCACCCGUGGGUGACGGGCAGCCAACUCGGUUCUCUUCAGCAGCUCAGAGAGUUAGAUUGGCUGUUCGUCAAUGUCUCGCGCCCCCAUCUGCUCAGCAAAAAUUUUCAUAGCAAUUAUUUCGGCCUCUUUAAGAUCCACUGAUCAUCAUGAAAUCCUCACAACUUCAUUGCAAUGCAAUCUGCCAGCUUGGUAUUGUCCAAUCAUAUCUGAUUUUGAAUGUCGCAUGGCCCGAGAAGUUCUUCAGGAAAUCUAUUGAGAAAAAUGUGAGGCCCAGAAUGCGUGAACACUACCAUACUUCUGUAUCAGGAGAAAGUAUAUUAAAUGCCAAUAUUUAUUGUCUGGUUGUGUGAUCAAUGGUCAUAUUGACUGAAUAAUAUAUCUAUAAUGCUUAAUAAAAUGUUUCAUUGUACACUUGAUUUCAAAACAAGAAGUGAAAGAGGAGAUAUCCCACACUCUUAGGGAAGAUAUGCAGUGGUGAGGUGUUACGGUAACCACUAAUAUUUGCAUGUGAAUGUGGGAUGGUUGUCAGUGGAAAUUAUGCAGAUUUCUGGUUGAAUGUUUCCAAAGUUAUUUAUUUAAAAUGUAAAUAAAGUGAUUUUAACACGUA